Kickxella alabastrina is the source of this 3375-nucleotide messenger RNA. RefSeq names its product trypsin-like cysteine/serine peptidase domain-containing protein. Bases 169 to 3321 code for a protein of 1050 amino acids. Gene Ontology annotation, molecular function: serine-type endopeptidase activity; protein binding. The transcript has a single exon. The record is from RefSeq and is a predicted model, not a curated record. Lineage: Eukaryota; Fungi; Kickxellomycota; Kickxellomycetes; Kickxellales; Kickxellaceae. Gene Ontology annotation, biological process: proteolysis.
GCCUAAUUGUUGACUGUUUCGCAAUACCACAACCCCCUCCUUUUUCAUCAUUGCAAAGUUACUUUUAUUUUCAGUUCAAAGUUUGGCAAAUAUAAAAAUAUAAGCAGCAAGCUACGCCUUUGAGUUUUCAUUGCGCACAAAUUACAAAAACAUUUCUCAACAUCCAGCAUGCAUAUGUAUACUCCGCAGCACACGGGCGGAUCUGAAGCGCGCGUUGCUGAUGUACCUAGCGAAAUCGAUGCUUUUUCGCUCACCUCGUCACCAUUAAGACGGGCUCGUUCACCAGGUAGCGCUGAUGCCGAGCUCGAGCUGAACCCCAAGCGACUGCUCAAGAUAAACAACAAGAAUGCACCGCAGCUUCAGAGCCAGGUUUUGGACCGGCGUCGGUCGUUAGACAUGGGGCUGAGCUUUGGCAACGCUGGCAUCUGGGAAAACAGAUUAAUGGGAAUCCCAGUCGGCUUUCGCGCCGAGGCUCGUGUCAGUCAGCCGCUAGCAUCGCAGUGGCAGGUGGUAUCCGAGAAGGCGACCAAGGCCGUAGUCACCGUGCGGUUUUGCCAGGCCGUGCCCUUUGACACAAUGGACGCCGUGUCCACCGAGGCAUCCGGGUUUGUUGUCGACAAGGCUCGCGGCAUCAUAUUGACUAACCGGCAUAUAGCGUGUGCAGGCCCCUUUGUUGGUGAAGUUUUAUUCCAGAACCGCGAGCGAGUCAACGUUCACACGAUAUACCGCGAUCCCAUCCAUGAUUUUGGGUUCCUACAGUACUCACCCAAGGAUGUCAUCUAUCACGAUGUGCACGAGCUGGCGCUGGAUCCAGCCAUGGCACGAAUUGGCACAGAAAUUCGCAUUAUCGGCAACGACGCUGGUGAAGAGCUGUCCAUUUUGGCAGGUCAGAUAUCCAAGGUCGACCGCAAUGUGCCAGACUUUGGGCCUAUGGCGUACAACGAUUUUAACACAUUCUAUCUACAGGCGGCGGCCAGUUCCAGCGGCGGCAGCUCGGGAAGCCCGGUGAUAGAUAUUUGCGGCAACGCCAUUGGAAUGCAGACUGCUGGGCGAAAUCAAUCAGCCACAGAUUUCUUUAUGCCGUUGGACCGCGUCAAACGGGCGCUCGAGCUGAUUCAAAGCGGCAGGUCCGUGGACAGGGGUGAUAUACAGGUACAUUUUUUGCACAAGCCGUUUGAUUAUGCUAGGCGAAUAGGCCUGUCAGCAGGAUCCGAGGCGCGCGCUCGUGCGCAUAAUGCCACCGAGAUUGGAAUGCUGGUGGCCGAGACUGUACUGCCGCAGGGUCCCGGGGAUCGCGCCGGAAUGAUUGCUGGCGAUGUUCUGGUCAGCAUCAAUGGUCGGAUUGUUUCUGGAUUUGUCGAGCUGAACGACAUAUUUGACAGUAGCAUCGACCAGCAAGUCGCCAUCAUAGUCGAGAGAGAUGGGAUGCCCCUUGAGUUCUUGGUCGUCGUCGAGGAUAUUAACCUCAUCACCCCCGCAAAGUACCUAACAAUGGGCGGUGGUGUAAUACACGACCUGUCCUACCAACUGGCCAGGUAUUACUGCAUGCCGGCUCAUGGUGUUUUUAUUGCGCAGGCGUGGGGCAUGUUCUCACUAAACGAUGUCGGCGAAGGCAUAAUAAUCAAGUCAGUCGACGGCCAAUUGACACCCACGCUGGAGGAUUUCAUCCGGGUAAUUUGCCAAUUGCCCGACCGGGCGCGCAUCCCCGUUGUGCACUACUCUCUAAACGAUAUCAACGAGGUGCGUGUUGAUGUUGUUGAGAACGAGCGGCAUUGGACGGAUAUGGAUGUAUACGUGCGCAACGACCAGACCGGCGUCUGGGACCGGAAUACUAUUAAGCCACCGCGUACAACAAUAGAGCUAGAGCGUAUUGGUGAUGAAAGAGCUCGAGACAUUGAUGAGCAAACAACGCAAUUUGCAACUUCGUCUAGAGCGGCUGUGCAGCAAAUCAUACCGUCGCUAGUACAAGUCCAUUUCUACGUUCCGUGGUUGAUCAACGCAUUUCCAGUAAGUCGGCGCACGGGAACGGGGCUCAUUGUAGACGUAGAGCGCGGCCUAGUAGUCAUCAGCCGCAGCAUCGUCCCCUUUGAAAUGGGUGACCUCUCUCUGACCGUGGCUGAGUCAAUAGUCGUGUCGGCCAAAGUCGUUUACCUGCACCCGACACUGAAUUUUGCCAUUGCAAAGUACAAUCCCGCGGUUCUUAGGAAAACGCCAGUUAGGGCGGCCAAACUGUCGUGCACACCGGUCGUCGAGGGCGACAAGCUACUGCUACACGCAUACAACAGCAGCAGAGGGCUGGCUACAAUGAACACGUCAGUAUCUGUGGUCGAGGCCACGAGCAUACCCAAGCACUCGCCGCCGCGGUUUCGUUCAAUUAACGCGAACUGGUUCAAGCUGGACAUGCGCGAUGCGCAAAAGUACAACACGGGCAUUUUGACCGACACAAGCGAGGGCAUGGUAUGCGGCAUGUGGGUGUCUUAUAUGGGUGAUGGUUACGAGGGCGAGGGUUCUGGAGGUGAGUACUUUUACGGACUGGACGCCCGCUUGUUGAUGCCAGUACUCAGCCAGAUGUCCAUGGGAAUGGCGCCCGAGAUUUGUGUUUUGGGCGUCGAAUUUACCACCAUAUCGCUCGUCGAGUCCAGGCACCUUGGGCUGGAUCGGGCGUGGAUAGACCGUAUCCGCAGUAGCAACGCGUCUGCGCCCCAUCGCCAGCUCCUGAUGAUCAGCCGGGUGGCAUGUGGUAGCAUGUGUUCCGAUGUGCUUGAGCCUCUGGACGUUAUUCUGGAGCUCAACAGCAAUACAGUGACCCAGAACGAAGACUUUUACCACAUAUCGGGGCUUAGCGCCGUGAAUAUGACAGUUUUGCGCAACAAAAAGGUCAUCGAGGUGAUUGCUAGAACCGAUAGGGACUACGGCACAGACACACAGCGCAUUAUCCAGUGGGCCGGCGCUAUUUUGCAUGAACCUCACUUGGCAGUCCGCCAGCAGUGCCGCAAGUUGCCAUCCAGAGUCUAUGUGUCGUAUAAUAUUUACGGCUCACCGGCAUACACGGCCGACUUGGCUCCAACCUCGUUUGUCACGCAUGUCGGCGACGUGGCGACCCCCGAUCUAAACUCGUUCGUAGUUGCACUGCAGGGCCUUUCUGUGGCCAAGGAUGGUUUCAUCUAUGUGCGCAUUAUAGGCAUUGACAUGAUUCCUGAGGUCGUCAGCGUCAAGCUCAACUCACAUUACUGGCCGACUGUCGAGAUUGUCAAAGACGACUCGGCGCCCGGCGGAUGGAGCAAGAUUCGUCACGAUUGCACCGGCAGCGCGGCUGAAUAGAAAUAGAGUUUUUUGGUACAAAAUAGUAUUCGGAAGCGACAAAAUAGAAGCGGC